Messenger RNA from Corticium candelabrum, 1965 nucleotides. Its product is annotated as transmembrane protein 87A-like. The transcript has 22 exons. Bases 1 to 1731 code for a protein of 576 amino acids. Gene Ontology annotation, biological process: retrograde transport, endosome to Golgi. Gene Ontology annotation, cellular component: Golgi apparatus; membrane. Lineage: Eukaryota; Metazoa; Porifera; Homoscleromorpha; Homosclerophorida; Plakinidae. The record is from RefSeq and is a predicted model, not a curated record.
AUGGCAAACUUUCUUGGCGCACUGCGGCUCAUAACUUGGUUGCAUUUCUUCGUGUUUGCUUCUAGUUCUCCUCUGCUAGGAGUCAAGAAGAGGGACUUUGAAGGAAAAGAUGGACAGUUUCAUGCUUUCGUAAACAACUCGUUAGCACUAGAAAAUGGAGGAUCAAUUGCUGUGUAUUUACAAGACGUUAAGUGCCCUGAUGAAGUUGCGUCUGUGGAGAUGUUGGUUUCAUUACAUGUUUCAAGGUUUCCCUGUGCUUUCCAAUUGGAUUCUAUGACAGAGAAGAACUACAUCCAAGAAGGUGUGGUGACCUUUGGACCAAGUGGUAACAGGCUUAUUCACAACUGCUCAAUUACACACAUGCACUAUGUACAUGCCUCGGUUUCAUUUUCUCAGCCUUCAAGAAAGCCAACUACGAAAGCAUCAAAGAUGCCGACAAAUACAGCAGCACCGGCUGUGACCUCUUCAGCUACAGUAGGUUUGAUUCCCACAACUAGUCAGUCAAAAACAAAUACUAACGAAGCAAGGAAAUCUACUCCUGGGAGCUCUAGGAAGAGAAGGGGUAGUGAGAGCAACUCAUCAUCAACUGUUGAUGAGAUAUAUACUGCCGAUGCGAUAUUUCUAUAUGUGGUUGAAGUCAACAUUACAGGUCAAAGCAAGAAGACUCUUGGCGGUCAAGUUGUGGUGAGCAUGAAGAACGAACAUGGUUAUUUGUCUGUUACUGACUAUCCUUUAUGGCAGUUAUAUGCUGGUAUGAUUGGCAUCUACUGCAUCUAUACUCUUGCAUGGAUUAUCCUGAUGGCAAUGAACUGGAAAGACUUAAUAAGAAUUCAGUACUGGAUUGGAGCUCUCAUUGUAUUGGGGUUGAUUGACAACUGCCUUUUCUUGUCUGUGUAUGACACAAUAAAUAAGACUGGUCAAUCAUCUCAUCUGAUCAUCAUUGCUCAGCUGACAUUGUGUCUGAAACAAACACUUGCAGUUAUACUCAUAAUUAUAGCUAGCAGUGGCUUUGGGAUUGUCAGGCCACGUUUAGGACCAUUGUUGACUAAAGUUCUACUUCUUGGUAUCGUAUACUUUACUCUUUGUUCAACAGAAAGCUACUUGGAUGCUACCAAUGCGAUGAAUAAAGACAGCCAAAGCGAGUUGAUUGCGUCUUGUUUGGUGUAUCUGGUUGAUGCUGGUGUCUGUUGGUGGGUUGUGUGGUCUCUAGUUGCCACAAUGAGAGCUCUUAGAGUGCGUAACAAUACCAGUAAACUGUCACUUUACAAGCAUUUUGCUGUAGCCGUACUAGUUAGUGCUGGAGUUUCACUUGUUUUUGUUGUGUGGAAGCUGUGGAUAUUUGUGUCCGGUGGCUGUGUGAACGAUUUUGGUUGGGUUUGGUUGAAAGAUGGCUUUUGGUCUAUUUUGUUCUGUUUCUUGUUGCUCGCUAUGAUGAUCAUUUGGAGGCCGUCCAACAAUGCAGCAAGGUAUUCCUAUGCUCUCGUCAAUAACAAGGAUGAUGAUGACAAUGAGCAAAUGCCUUCAGAUGCUUUUGAGGGCAUGAGACUGCGUAAUGUGAAAUCGGGUGAUUCUGAGGAUCCUUUUGGACUUGAUUCAGACGAGGAGGAUGUUUUUGUUCGACGAGUCGAGAAACACAUCCCAACCAGUGGAGUGGAAGGGGCUUUGUCAAGUUUGUUGGAUUCUGAUGAAGUACUAAUGACAACUAAGUAUGAAGUGUCAAACUUAGACUGAUGACUUCUGGAAGUAACAAGUACAUAAGACUGAUGACUUCUGGAAGUGACAAGUACAUACAGUUGUGACAACAGUUUUGCUUUGUAGUUUCCUGCUGACACUUGAUAGCUGAUCUAGAGCAGUUGUAUGACAAUGUGAAUUGCUUAUCUUGAUGGAAGGUUUUUGCUUUAGUCAUAGCUACUGCACGAGUCGGCUCUGAUGUACGGUAAUUUCCGUCUGAUGCAUAAGUUUUCG